Molecule: messenger RNA, 2207 nt
Organism: Cimex lectularius (bed bug)
Lineage: Eukaryota; Metazoa; Arthropoda; Insecta; Hemiptera; Cimicidae
Gene: ScpX
Product: non-specific lipid-transfer protein
Exons: 10
Coding region: 389-2017 (542 amino acids)
Molecular function (GO): acyltransferase activity, transferring groups other than amino-acyl groups
Source: RefSeq, a predicted model, not a curated record
UUCGCUUCGUUUGAAGGCAAGGCACCUGUUUCGCUGUUCCCAACUCCGACCCAUACGUCAACAAUCGACACCGACCUUACUUCGUCAUUCAAGUUUUUUAAUACUUGGCUUCCAGUGUCAACCAAUUGUAUUUGAUCGAUCCUCCCCACUUUCUUUGUCGACGUUUCAAAAUAUGCUUAAUCAGUGAGGGGAUUAUAUAUUUUUUUUCGCCUUCGUUUGUUGUCAAUAUUCGUUGUCAUCGCCAUUGAGAUUGCUCGGCAGAAACUGACUAGUGACGGCUCGACUGACAUUGUCACUGAGGAUCUAUGAACACACUGUAAAAAUCCACUCAUUUCUAAAAAUUGAAACUACCUGUCGGAUUUGUAUUUUUUAAAUUGUUAAUAAUAAAAUGUUGACACCGAUUAAAGUCUACGUCGUUGGUGUCGGAAUGACAAAAUUUUAUAAACCUGGCAAAACGGAUCGAGAUUAUCCCGAUCUUGCCAAAGAAGCCGUUCUCAAAGCAUUGGAUGAUGCUGGAGUUGACAUUUCUGAAGUCAAAUCUUCAUGCGUCGGAUAUGUUUACGGUGAUUCUACAAGUGGUCAAAGAGCUCUCUAUGAAGUUGGCAUGACAGGCAUCCCUAUAUACAAUGUAAACAACAACUGUUCAACUGGUUCGACUGCGUUGAUGAUGGCAAAACAAAUUGUUGAAACGGGUCAAGCAGACUGUGCUUUGGCUCUAGGCUUUGAGAAAAUGGAACCUGGUUCUCUCACAUCCAAAUUUAUGGAUCGGACAAAUCCGAUGGACAAGCAUGUUGAAGCUCUUGCAGAUAUUGCUGGACUCGACGCAAGUCCUAUUACAGCUCAAUUGUUUGGAAAUGCAGGGCUUGAACAUAUGGAAAAAUAUGGUACAAAACCUGAACAUUUAGCCAAAAUCGCUUACAAAAAUCAUAAGCAUUCCACCAAUAAUCCGUAUUCCCAAUUCCAAACAGAAUACUCCUUAGAUGAUAUAAUGAAAUCUCCGACUGUAUUUGGCCCAUUGACUAAAUUGCAGUGCUGUCCUACAUCUGACGGUGCUGCUGCUGCUGUACUUUGUAAUGAAGAUUUUGUCAUCCGCCAUGGAUUGCAGGACAAAGCGGUUGAAAUAGUUGGCAUGGAAAUGGUCACAGAUCUACCUUCUACAUUCCAAGAUAAAAGUUGCAUGAAAAUUGUUGGUUAUGAUAUGACUAAGACAGCUGCAGAAAAAUUGUUUACCAAGAGCGGAUUUUCACCGAAGGAUGUUGAUGUUGUCGAACUCCAUGAUUGUUUUUCUGCUAAUGAAUUAAUUACAUAUGAAGCCUUGGGUUUGUGCCCACCGGGAAAAGCUAGUGAAUUUAUUGACUCUGGAAACAAUACUUAUGGAGGAAGGCAUGUAGUUAACCCUAGCGGAGGUCUAAUAUCAAAAGGACAUCCUUUAGGUGCAACAGGAUUAGCACAGUGUGCAGAAUUGUGUUGGCAACUCCGUGGAGAAUCUGGGCCAAGGCAGGUUUCCAACGCUAAGCUUGCACUACAACACAAUAUUGGACUCGGAGGCGCUGUUGUAGUCGCAUUGUACAGGCUUGGAUUUCCCGAAGUUCAAAGGUCCCGUGUAAGAAUGAACCCCACAAAUGCUGUAGUGUCUGACCCGUCCAUUUUUAAAGUUACCAAGUUGUUUGAAAUUCUCGAAGGUGCGAUGAAAGAAGAUGAAGAUAAUUUGAUUGAAAAAGUCAGAGGCAUAUACUGUUUUAAAGUUAAAAAUAGCACUGGCCAAGAAGGAAUGUGGAUUAUCAAUGCAAAGACGGGCAAAGGCAGUGUAACAUAUAAUGGAAAAGAAAAGCCCGAUGUUACAUUCGUUAUGAAGGACGAAGAUGUUGUCGAUUUAAUAUCUGGAAAACUCAAUCCUCAAAAAGCCUUCUUCCAAGGUAAAAUAAAAAUUCAAGGCAACAUGGGAUUAGCUAUGAAACUGACUGAACUUCAAAAGAGAGCAAGCGGAAAAAUUGAAGCUCUUAAAUCUAAAUUAUAAUUCUUUUAGGAAUUAAAAUGCACUAUUUUAAAAAUUAAAUAUAGAGUUUAUAUCAUUUUUAUACAAUUGUGUUUAUAUAUUAUCUACAAAUGUUUAUUUUUUUAGAGUUAGUAAAAAAAUUGUUUUAUAGUUUAUUAAGGUCAUUGGUGUUACGGUAAUGUUACAAUAAAAUGCAAAGUAUGUAAUAUUA